GCGACAGACAGAGAGAAGAAAAGAGAGAGCGAGAGAGGUUGAAUGAGUAAGUUAGUGAGUGAAUGAGUAAGUGAGAAAUACAUUUAGGCUACUUCCAACUAAGCGUUUCACUAAACGGAUAAAAAAUGACUAGUCAAUUCGAAGAAGAUAUCCACGACCGGGGAGACAGUAAGAGUAAACCGCUCACUCUGCUCUCCUCCUACUGCAUCGACAGUAUUCUGGGCCGACGGAGCCCCUGUAAAGUCAGGCUGAUAGGGGCGCAAAGUUUGACAGCUCUACCCGGGAGACAGGAGGACGACAAGCAGACCGAAGGCUCAACUAAAGACCACCUAUCAACAGACACAGACAUGCACCUUCCACCAAAGCUGCGCCGACUCUACGGACCAGGCGGGAAGUACCUGGACCACGGACGGGUUUUAGUUCACGACCUCGAUGAGAAAUUGGAUAGGGAAAGGCUUCUGGUGGAGCAAGCCUGCGAGAGUCUCAAAAUCAACCAGGCUCCACAGGUGAGCAUUAGCCGGAGCAAGUCAUACCGGGAGAACGCGUCAGUAAGCCGGGGAGAGGGAAGUCAGAGCCCCGCUGGUGUGCCGGAGGAUAGACUAGGGCUGAUGAAGUUCGAGGACGCGGGGAAAGAAGAGGAGAGCUGUGGGGAGGCGAUGGGUCUCUCCCCGAAGGACGAGGAGAGGGAGAGCAUCCACGCCGGGGAUGGAGACGUGAGGGACGGCGAGGACAGCGUGUGUCUGUCGGCAGGCAGUGACUCGGACGAAGGGAUGCUAAAACGCAAGCAAAGAAGAUACAGGACUACAUUCACCAGCUAUCAGCUGGAGGAGCUGGAGAAGGCUUUCCGGAAGACACACUACCCCGACGUCUUCACCAGAGAGGAGCUUGCGAUGCGGCUGGAUCUGACCGAGGCGCGCGUGCAAGUGUGGUUUCAGAAUCGUCGUGCUAAGUGGCGUAAGCGUGAGAAGGCAGGUGUCCAGACAUACCCCCCUGGCCACCCUUUCCCCGGUCCCCUGUCUGCCACGCACCCCCUCAGCCACUACCUGGAUGGGGGUCCCUUCUCCACGCACCACCACCCCGCCCUGGAGUCUGCCUGGACCGCCGCGUUUCCUGGUCUAGCUCCUCACCAUAGCAACCACUCGGCCCAGCAGCAAGGGACACCGCUGGGCCUUGGAACAUUCCUGGGUGCAGCUGCCAUGUUCCGUCACCCCACCUUCAUCGGGCCCACCUUCGGCAGGAUCUUCUCCAGUAUGGGCCCUCUGACCAGUGCAUCCACCGUUGCUGCACUCCUCAGCCAGCCUGCCCCGUCCAUCAAGACUCCCUCCAUCCCUCCCCCGGUCCUCUCUGACCCUUCCUCCUCCCCAUCGCCCUCCUCCUCGGCUGCAGCAGACCGCAGAGCAUCCAGUAUUGCAGCUCUGAGGCUGAAGGCUAAAGAGCACUCUGCCCAGAUCCACAUACUGCCCAGCAGAGCUCCAGGGAAGGAGGUGUGCUGAAUAGCUGUUAUCCCAACCUUUUCUCUCUCUCCUGGGCUUUUGUCCCUCACCUGUCCCCCUCUUACCUCUCAUACCUCUGCAGUGGUGUGGUGGGUGGAUCCAACCCUUAUCUCUAACCUCUGAUCUUCUAACUUCCCCACCCCUUCCCCAUAAUUCUUAGCCCCAAACAAAAAGCACAACCAAAUUCAAAGAGCACUGGCAAACCGGAGCGCUGUGUGUGUGUGUGUGUGUGUGUGUGUGUGUGUGUGUGUGUGUGUGUGUGUGUGUGUGUGUGUGUGUGUGUGUGUGUGUGUGUGUGUGUGUGUGUGUGUGUGUGUGUUAAUGCGUGUGUUUGUGUGUGUGUGAAAGCAUCAUCAUCAUCACCCCUCCAGGUCUCCUGAUUGAACUUAUUCCUUAGCUAUAGAUCCAUUUCACCAAGAAUCCCCUGACACACACACACCAACAAACCUCCAUACUGUGUUAACCCCUUCUCUAGCUCAUGCUUCCUGUUUCACUAAGUCCACUUUUUUGUGACAAAUUAAAAACUCAGGGGGGUCAACUCCAUGACACCUGCUGCUUGGACACGGACACACACGAACACGCACACACACACACACACACACACACACACACACACACACACACACACACACACACACACACACACACACACAUUCUUUCUCGAGUCCAGAGAAAGAGCAAGUACCAGAACUAAAAACAGUUAAUUCAGUGGACCACGUGAACCCAGUGCCAAAGCAGAGUCUGAGGUCUACAUCCAAGCCAAAGCAACCUGUCCACAGACCUUCCUGUCCUACUCUGCAACCCAACCUGAACCUACUGGCUCAAUCUAACCUGCAUCAAGUUUGUUCUUCUGUCUUCCUUUUCAGUUCCCAACAUCAUUAAGCAGCACACGAUUGAUCAUUUUGGAGUAAACAAAAUAUACUUUUCAGGCUUUCGGCAAAUUGAGUUUUAAUUUAUGGACAAAUUACGUACAUUUUAGAUUCUAUCCAGUGUCUCUUAUGGCUGAACUGAGAAAGAAAAGUAAACUGGUGUAAAUAUUAUUGUAAAAAAAAUGAGGGGGGAAAACUAACAAAAAACAUAAUGUUCAAAACAUAGCCUAUUUGAAAAGAGACCAUGCUUGAGAAGUUGCACUUGGUGUAAAGUUGUAUGGAUUUAAACGUGGCCCUGAGAGGUCCCCCAUGGUUAUGAGCUAUCAUAGGUUUUUACAUUAUAAUUUAUGUCAAAACUGUUCCCCAACAGGGCAGGGUGUCAUGGAAACAUGUUCCCAACAGGGCAGGGUGUCAUGGAAACAUGUUCCCAACAGGGCAGGGUGUCAUGGAAACAUGUUCCCAACAGGGCAGGGUGUCAUGGAAACAUGUUCCCAACAGGGCAGGGUGUCAUGGAA
This is a messenger RNA of Oncorhynchus tshawytscha (Chinook salmon), 2877 nucleotides long. RefSeq names its product aristaless-related homeobox protein. Bases 126 to 1493 code for a protein of 455 amino acids. Gene Ontology annotation, molecular function: RNA polymerase II transcription regulatory region sequence-specific DNA binding; DNA-binding transcription factor activity, RNA polymerase II-specific. Gene Ontology annotation, biological process: regulation of transcription by RNA polymerase II. The record is from RefSeq and is a predicted model, not a curated record. NCBI's taxonomy places the organism in Eukaryota, Metazoa, Chordata, Actinopteri, Salmoniformes, Salmonidae. The transcript has 5 exons.